AUGAACAGGCGCAGGUAUUGCACGACGACGUCCACACGGUAUUUUGCCCCUCCUUUGGCCUCCAUCGUGAAUCAACAAGCUACCAGCAUCCUCUUCAAUCUGCCACAGGAGCUGCGCGACGAGAUCUACGAACAAUUCUUCUGCUCUACCAGGCUCGCCCAUGGCCGUCACCGCUACUGUUCAGGCAAGGAAACGGACACGACGACGAACCCCUUCAUCCGGCCUCCUCCCAACUCCCUCGCACUGCUGCGGAUUUGUCGUCGAGCUCGUGACGAGAUCGGCCAGUCCUGGCCGAAGCAGGUUCUUUUCCACUUCGAGUCUCUGGAAGACAUGAUUCUGAAACUAGGUCCCUUGCCUCGGGAGAUCAGAAAUACGAUCCAGCACGUUCAAGUGCGAGGCAUCGUCUUCCAUCGCUGCAUUCACAUUCCCCCUCACUCCACUACUUAUAACAUUCGCUUUCAACUCUUUUUUGGCUUGUGGCUACUGCAGGGGCUACGCCUAGACAGCUUGACCGUGCUGGAUUGCAGUCCCAUCCACGAGCAGUGGGCCAGGGAGAUGGCAUUUAUGAUUGGAUGGAGUAAUGGGUGGAAGGAACUGAGAUUGGUCAUACCGGACAUGAAUCUGCUCUCCAAACACCGGGCCGUGGAAUGGCACACGACCCUACUUAGACGCGACGGGAGCGAGUCCGGCGCCGCGGUAUCGAUUUAUGUUUCGAGAUCCCCUCGCCCGAACGUCGACAGCAUUCUGCAUCCUGCGAAUCGCAAGAUUCUUGAGCCAAGACCUGGAAUAGGAGACGACGAAGGUACAUGGUGCUUGCCGCGGAUCGGUCGGGGCGUCGUGAUACUGAAGCGAGGCUUGCACGUUGACUGCGAGGUACGAAUGGGCAAGGACGUAUGGCAGGAAUACGAACGUCUCCUCGGUUGGCGCAUGGGUGAUGACGAACCCCCGCCCGAGUUCUCCCCGAGAUCCGGACCGGUUGUCUACGAUUCCUAUGACGAGCCUGAGAACUACCAUGGCAUGGGGACCUGUCAGGUCAAGCUCUAG
Anthostomella pinea is the source of this 1044-nucleotide messenger RNA. NCBI's taxonomy places the organism in Eukaryota, Fungi, Ascomycota, Sordariomycetes, Xylariales, Xylariaceae. The record is from the annotation of a GenBank genome assembly.